AUGCGGUUUCUGCUCCCCUUUGCCAUUGGGUUCACCCCCCUGGUGUCCGCCCUUAGCAUCAACAAGCCGGGCGCCAACUCGACCUACGCCGCCGGAUCUACCGUGACGGUCAACUGGACGACGGUGGAUACGGAUCCCACCGAAAUCAGCCUCUACCUGUGGAACUUUGUUUCCUGGCCGCCCUCUUACGUUCCGCUGGCUCAGAAUGUGCCCACCGCCGAUCAGUCCUACGCGGUGCAGAUCCCCUGCGACACCAACCCCGAAUGGGGCUAUCAGAUCAGCGCCAUCAACGGGACCAAUGUAUACAUUAUCUACGCGCAGGGUGACCGCUUCACGGUCUCAGAUGCUGUGAAUGGCACUAGCUGUGCCGACUCUGCUCCCCCACCACCAGCUUCCACCUGCGGUCCCACCAGCGCGGUGUCGACCGUUUAUGUCACGGUGAGCCCUACUGGUUCCAGUUCUCGUCUGAUUCAUCAUUCCUCCCACGGCCUUCAUUCCAGCCACCACCUGCAUUCCACCCACGCCCUCCCUGCUCCCUCCUCCAUUGUCACUGCCUCUUCAAAAUCCGUGAAGCCCGGAAUUGUGCCUAAGACUAUUGGUUGGUGCUCAGACUACUCCCACCCUGUGACCUUGGACAAGUUCCCACGCCCACCCCAGUACCGGCUGGCACCAACGACGCUGGACUCUCUACACCUCCGGCAGUCGUUACUGCUGCACCUAGUGAGGCCACUGGUCAUGCAAAGAUCGUGA
Aspergillus bombycis is the source of this 750-nucleotide messenger RNA. Its product is annotated as GPI anchored serine-threonine rich family protein. The coding region runs from base 1 to 750 and encodes 249 amino acids. The record is from RefSeq and is a predicted model, not a curated record. Lineage: Eukaryota; Fungi; Ascomycota; Eurotiomycetes; Eurotiales; Aspergillaceae. The transcript has a single exon.